Messenger RNA from Schistosoma mattheei, 2444 nucleotides. Lineage: Eukaryota; Metazoa; Platyhelminthes; Trematoda; Strigeidida; Schistosomatidae. The record is from the annotation of a GenBank genome assembly.
AUGUUUUGUGUACGAUUUUUCAUCAUGCUGUGUAUGGUAUAUCUGAAUACACAUCGGGGGAAAAUAAUGGCAGAUAGUGCUUCUGAAUUAGAACUCGAAUCUGAUGCGAGUUCCGUUGAUGGUACCAAAGACUCAUUGGUUACAAAUGAACAGAUUUUACGACGUAUAGAAUCUUUACAGCAAGAAAAUCGAGUUUUAAAAACUGAGGUAGAAACUUUGAAACUCAAGAUCAAAGGUCUGAACGACUUAAAUCAGCAACUGAGGCGUAAUAGUGUUAGUAUAGAAGAAGAAUGUCUUACCAAUGAGCUUAAUCGUAAAUUCACACAACUCAGACAAGAAAAAGUUGCACUGGAGCGUACUUUAGCUCGCGAACAAGAAAAUCAGGUCAGCAAAUUAAUGAGAAGAAUCGAAAAACUAGAAACAGAUAUGAAUCACAAACAGGAUUGUUUGGAUCGCUUACGCAGAGAGAAAAUUGAAUUAGAGAAUGCACUUGAGCAGGAACAGGAAGCUUUAGUGAACAGAUUAUGGAAAAAGAUGGAAAAGCUUGAAUCUGAAAAGAAAAUAUUACGAGAGAAACUGGAAUCCGUUGGAGCUCCACUGCCCAGCCUUUCAAGUGCCCAAAACCUUGCCAGUAUUUCAGAUGGUAUACCUAAUAACAGUUCAACAGUUCCCCGUCCUAUCAGUAGUGGACCCGGUAGUCUUCGUAGCUCUUUCAGACAACACAGCCACCUACCGCAUACUUCAUCUAGUUCAAUUGGUGCCUCUUUUUCUGCUGUUACGUGUCCUGUUUCUCCUGGUAGAAUAUCUAUCUCAUCCGGUAGUGAGGAAAAAGCUCCCCAAUCAAGUCAGUGUUCUUCUAUCCCCAACGAUUUGACUUCGAAAUCCAAUGUAUCUGAAUGUAAUGGCGCACCAUUUACACUACCACCUCAAAGUCCUAUGGAUAUCGAUGCAUUGGAUCCUAAUGCAAGUGGUGCAGCUAGUCCAUGUGGAAGUGUUGGUCUGCAAUCACUCCCAACUACUCCAAGUCACUCACACUCUUUAAGAAGUCCUUCAACACCUUGCGCUGUGCAUAAAGUGGUCAUUUCUCAAGAGUCGUUUACCCCUAAUCAGUCAUCAGAUGUCGUUCUUAGUACUUCUGCUCAUGUGAUUUCGACAUCAUACGUUAAUCGAUUGCGUGAUGAAGUUUGUCGUCUACGCCAAUUACUUCAACGCUAUGAAGCGGAGUCUGCUUGUAAGAUGCCUCAGUAUGAAUCAGAGGAAAAAUCAGUCGCUGAGGAAAACCGUCGUUUGCGAAAAUUGCUUCAAGUUGAAAAAGAAAGACGUGAGGCAUUGUCUAGACAUUUGAGUGAAAGCGAAUCAAGUUUGGAAAUGGAAGAUGAAAGACAGUUUAAUGAAGCUAGUCGUUCCACUCGCUUAAGGACGAUUUCUGAUUGUACAUCUCCAUUUCAACCCCCUGUUCCUGCUCCUUGGACGUCUGGUGGUGGUACAUCUUCGUCAUUGUAUGGUCCUGGCCAUGCAUUUGCUGUUGCUGUAGCUGCUGGUGUGAGUGGUCAUUCAGGUACACGAGUUUGUCGGGAAUGUGGUCAACCAUUAAUUAGUCCUUUUUCGACUGAUUCUUCAUCUGUAACAAGUGGUCGGUUAGUCUCAACUUCAUUGCAUAAUCCUAACCAUGUGGUGAGCUUACGUAAUUGUUCUGGUCGUUGUUGCUCUCCAAUCAGUAAUGUAAACACUUCAGAGGCACAUUCAGUUCAUACUUCAAACUCUCCUUCUACACCAACAACAUCAUCUUUAAAUAGUGAUCAUUUUGUAAAGCCAACUUACCCAGCUGCUGUAAGUCCACAACAAAAUCCUUACUAUUAUCAUACAAUCCCUUCUUUAUCUGCUGAUAAUAGUCGGAUAUCUUCAUCAGAGAAACGAUUUUCAACUUAUUCAAUUGAUGAUAAAGAUAUUAUUCAAAAACCAUUAGAUUUAGAAGAUGGGGAUGAAGAAGAUGAUGCUCGAUGCAUUACACCUCCAAGUUGUCAUAAUUAAUCAUUGAAUUCGAAACCUUUUUUCGUGUGUACACAAGCACCCACUACAUGAAGUGUAUUUUAUCACUUUCUACUCACUUUUGAUGUAAACGUUUUCUGUGUGUGUGUGUAUGCUGUUUUCAUUUAAACCUUCAUUCCUUCUCUCAUGUUACAUACUUAUGUAACAUACCUUUCAAAUUUGUGUAUAGCUUCACUAAGCACUAUUUUUGUGUUAUUUUCGCGUUCUUCAUCAAAUCUCGACUGUUCGAUUAUUUUUUUAUAAAGAUAUCAUUGGUGAUGAUAAUUAUGCCUAAACACACAUAAGUAUAAAAAAUGGGUUUUUCCUGAGGGAAAUAGAAAAUUUCCAUAUCUAUUUCAUCAUAGCUUAUGACAAUAAAUUUAACGUUGUUGCACUGCGUCCUGCUAUUUAUUUCG